UCGGGGCGUGGCCGGGGCUGCCCUUGCGGCGCGGCGGGGGACAGCGCGCGGUUAAAGACCCGGCUAGUCUGGUGUCUGCAGCUCACGCUCCUAGAAGGCCCGAGGGCGCCGGGUUGUGUCUGCACGAUGUUGUGCCGGGAUGCUUGCAGGGCCGGAAAGCAGCUGGCGCCGGCGUGGUGGUGUCUGGGCUCCAGGCAGAAGCACAGCCUCCCUGACUUGCCUUACGACUACGGCGCCCUGGAGCCGCACAUCAACGCCCAGAUCAUGCAGCUGCACCACAGCAAGCACCAUGCGACCUACGUGAACAACCUGAACGCCACUGAGGAGAAGUACCAGGAGGCCCUGGCCAAGGGAGAUGUUACGGCUCAGGUAGCUCUUCAGCCUGCCCUGAAGUUCAACGGCGGAGGUCAUAUCAAUCACACCAUUUUCUGGACUAACCUGAGCCCUAACGGCGGCGGAGAACCCAAAGGGGAGUUGCUGGAAGCCAUCAAACGUGACUUUGGUUCCUUUGACAAGUUUAAGGAGAAGCUGACAGCCGUGUCUGUUGGUGUCCAAGGCUCAGGUUGGGGUUGGCUUGGUUUCAAUAAGGAGCAGGGACGCCUACAGAUCGCUGCCUGUCCUAAUCAGGAUCCGCUGCAGGGAACAACAGGCCUUGUCCCGCUGCUGGGAAUUGACGUGUGGGAGCAUGCUUACUACCUUCAGUAUAAGAAUGUCAGACCUGAUUAUCUGAAAGCUAUUUGGAAUGUGAUCAACUGGGAGAAUGUAACUGAAAGAUACAUGGCUUGCAAAAAGUGAAUCAUCCUUGUACUGAUCGUGCCCUGAUGAUCCCAGCAAGCUUACAUCCUGGCUUCUAAGAUACACAUCGAACCUAGUACACACAGGAAAUCCUAUAAGGCCCUGCAGAACUGUCACUUAAUUAUUCAUUAAAGAAACAUUUAUUUUCCUCCUAC
Tupaia belangeri chinensis (Chinese tree shrew) is the source of this 950-nucleotide messenger RNA. It is a transcript of the gene SOD2, whose product is annotated as superoxide dismutase 2. Bases 127 to 795 code for a protein of 222 amino acids. Gene Ontology annotation, molecular function: manganese ion binding; superoxide dismutase activity. Gene Ontology annotation, biological process: superoxide metabolic process. Lineage: Eukaryota; Metazoa; Chordata; Mammalia; Scandentia; Tupaiidae. The transcript has 6 exons. Gene Ontology annotation, cellular component: mitochondrion. The record is from RefSeq and is a predicted model, not a curated record.